Molecule: messenger RNA, 1443 nt
Organism: Besnoitia besnoiti
Lineage: Eukaryota; Apicomplexa; Conoidasida; Eucoccidiorida; Sarcocystidae
Product: putative vacuolar ATP synthase subunit 54kD
Exons: 11
Coding region: 1-1443 (480 amino acids)
Biological process (GO): proton transmembrane transport
Cellular component (GO): vacuolar proton-transporting V-type ATPase, V1 domain
Molecular function (GO): proton-transporting ATPase activity, rotational mechanism
Source: RefSeq, a predicted model, not a curated record
AUGGAGACGAAGGGGAGCACUCUGCAGACGCCUGCUGGCGCCGAGGCGGGAAAACACGCUGGCGCGCAUGCAGCCGCAAACUACUCGGACCAAGUCGACCAGAAUGAGCAAGUCCGCCUCCUAAAUAGACUCGCCAACGCAGAGGGGAGCUCGCAGGUGAAGCAAGACGCCGUCCUCGCCAACCCGCCUGACUGGAAGAUCCUGGAGAAGGCCGGCUUCCUCCCCGCGGGGCUUUCCGCAGUACUCACGAAGAUCAAUCCUCUCUGCCUCGACGACUUCGCGGAGAUGUUCGCAGCUGAUCCUGAUCUCGUUCGUGCGCUGAUUGGCUUGGUUCGCCUCGAGGGAGAUCUGCGCCCUGUGCAGUAUGUCCUCACGAUCCUCUGCGAAAUCGUUCGAGACGACACGAGCAAGUAUGAGGCGCUGUGCGCCGCUGUGAAGGAGAGCGAAGUUUUUGAGGCCUUCCGCCAGCUCCUGGAGACGCCGAAUCUCGAAUCGUACACGGCCGACAGAGCUGCGUUUCUUCUUUCUGGACUCAUGUGCCGCGCUCGCACGGGCACCUUCUCAGAUGACCAACUGCAGUAUUUGAUUCAAGGCUUGCUUCAUGGGCGUGCGGCGAAUAAGUUCCUCCUCAGUGAGGGCGGGCGACUCGACGCGUUUGUGAACCUCCUCAAAAUCGAUCGCUACCGCCCGAUGAUUUGGCACUGCCGCGGCUUCCCAGAGUUGAUCCUUCGCAACCUGUCGCUGUCUCUUCCGGCGAGCGUGCUGUACAAAGCGAUGUUCUGUACUUGGCUUCUCACCUUCCACGACGCAUUCCUUCCGCUGCUCAACGACAAAGGCAUCGUGCUUGCGGUUUGCGUCGUCUUGAAGGAAUCCAGAGUCGAAAAAGUCAUUCGCGUUGGCCUCGGCGUUCUGAACAACCUCCUCAAGUGCGACUCGUCUGUGGAGACCAUCAUCGAGCAGAACGUCGCUCAGGUUUUGGCGCUCCUUGAGUUUGAGAAAUGGAGAGACGCAGACAUGUACGACGACAUCCGCGUCGCGACGUCGCACUUGGAGCAGAAAAUUCGACAGUUCAACAACUUUGACCGAUACUGCAACGAACUUGAAAAGGGCAAACUCACGUGGUCGGUGCUGCACUCAGAGAAGUUUUGGCGAGAGAACGUGAUGGCCUUCGAGAACGACGAGUUCAAGGCAAUCAAGAAACUUGUGAAGCUUCUGGACACCUCGGAGGACAAGACAACGCUCGCCGUCGCGUGCUACGACCUGGGCGAGUUCGCGAGGCUUCAUCCGGCUGGAAAAAAGGUUUGCCAGCAGCUGAAGGUGAAGGAUCGGGUGAUGCUGUUCAUCAGCCAUAAGGAUCGCGAAGUCGCCGGAGAGGCGCUGCUCUGCGUGCAGAAGCUCAUGUUGAACAACUGGCAAGACGUCGCGGAGCAACCGAAGAAAUAA